UUUAGUUACCGCACCACAUAAAGGCAUUGCGUUGUAGACACCGUUAUAACCCGCAACAUUCUUAAUCUUUGAUUCUACAUAUUCCUCAUUUUUUGGCCCUUUGAUUCGAUGUAUAACAUAUAAUUGUGUGUAUAUAUAUAUAUAUAUAUAUAUAUAUAUGUAUGUAUAAAUAGCAUAUAUAUAUAUGUGUGUAUAUACAUAUAUAUAUAUAUACAUUCGUACACGUUGAAAAUACAUAAAACAUCGUCGUCGUCGUCGUCGUCGUCGUCGUUAUCGUCGUCGUCGUCGUCGUCGUCGUCGUUGUCGUCGUUGUCGUCGUCGUCGUCCUCAUCGUCCUCACAGUUUAAGGAGAACACAAACGAAAGAAACAAAGAAAGAAAAGUAUUGUAUCGUUGUUCAACUACGUACGGAGGAGAGGGAGAUCGUGUUCGCGAUCGAAACGGAGAAAGAGAGAGCGAGACCGAAAGAAAGAGAGAGAGAGAGAGAGAGAUCGGUUAACUACUAAAGGAAAAAAAUCUAAAUAUUGCUCAAGCGCAUGUGUGUAUCUUCGUGAGUUUUACUUCCACGUGCCCACGGUGUUCAUCUCGAAUCCGUAGAUUUUAUGAUUCCAUUUAUUAUUUCCGAUCAUCACCCUGCACCUUUCUCUCCCAUUUCCUCGGCUUCCAUCUCGCUCCCCUUCUCUCUCCGUUUCUCCGGAAGUCGGCUCUCAGCUUCCGAUCAUUGACCUCCCUUCAUCGCAUCAUCGCCGAUCUCAAGGUGAAAGAAGGACAGAGAUAGAGAGAUAGAGAUAAAUAUAUCCGAUCUUUCUCUCUCGUACUCGUAAAGACUAUCCUUGAAUUCUUCGUCCGGAAGAUUCUUCUUCGAUCACGUGAAGAUAACAAGAGGAUAUAUCACGGGAGGAGGAGAAAUUGUGGGGAGGAGAAAAGGUGGGGGCGAGAAAAUUAUUGUGUCGGAAAUUUAAGAGAGAAAGAGGACCAAUCGGCGGGGACGAACGUGUUUAAUCGUUUUUCUUCUUUCUUUAUCUUUUUUUUCUCUCUUCUCGUUCGUUGGCGCCCAGUGAAAAGAAGAAGAAGAAAAACAAAGUUAUUGUUAAAAGUAAUUCAAUUUAAAAAUUCAAUUUAAAAUAAAAAAAAAAAAAAAAAAAGAAAAAAAGAGUAAGCGAGAAAGAGGGAUUCCUUAGAGUCACGUCGUACGUAUUUCGCGAGAAGUCGUUGAAAAGAUUUUCCGAUAUUCUUCUCUUUUUUAAAUUCGUUUAAGAAAAAGCACAAAGAGAGAGAGAGAAAAAAUCCGAGUCACGCGAACACACCCAUCCGUCGUGAUAAUAUACGUAUCACCGUCGUCCUCGUCGUUGUCCUCGUCAAGUCGUCGUCAGGUCGUCGUCUUCGUCGUCGUCGUCGUCGUCGUCGUCAGGCCGUCGUCGUCGUCGUCAUCGUCGUCGUCGCCGGUAAAAGAAACGUCUAAAAACCCGGUCGUCGUUCCGUUCUGCGCCCAGAUAUCGGCAUCCUCCAACCACUGAUUUUCAUCGUUAACCGACAUCGAGGAGGAAGAUCAGCGUACGUCGAUCAGAGGGGAGAGAUUUAGCCCGUGAGGUGUCGCUCGCCGCGGUGCAACUUUGUAUCCCGGAGAAGUUAGGGCGUGGCACCCUGAAAGCGCGAGCACACACGAGAAUGCGAUUCAGACCGACGCCAUCAUCUCUCUUUUCCAAUCCAAGAACGCCAUGCGAAGCAUCGAACCACGUAUAAAGCCAUGAUUUUUCUUCUUAUACUUCGAGAAAAAAAAAUGAAAUUAACUCGUACGAACGAGCCUAACAUCGGUCAUUCUCAUAAAUCCAGAAUAAGAUAAAAAGAAGGAAAAUGUGGAGGAGGAGGAGGAGGAGAAUUAAAAAGGGAAUAUGAAAAAGUAAUAUGAAAUGAUCAAAAUAAUACGAAACGAAAGAAAUAGAUAAAUAGAGAGAGAGAGAGAGAGAGGGAAAGAGAGAGAGAGAGAGAAAGAGAAAGAGAGAAAGAAAGAGAAAGAAAGAGAGAGAAUAAAAAAGAAAGUGGUAAACACAAUAUGGAGAGCGUCCAGAGCGUGCGCAAGGGUACAUCCGGAUCCACGAUGGACCGUGUCCUCGAUCAACCGGCACCGUGGCUCCUUCUCGAGGACAAGCAGGAAGUCUCGAGAGGGACACUUCCGGCCGUGACGGCCCUGAUCAAAAUGGUGCGUGAGAGAUGAAAGUAUUUCGUACGUAGUUAGUGACGACCCCUCAGAGGAGUGCAAUGAUGGCGAACGGAAUGGACACUGUCGUACAACAAAAUGGAGGAUCCACUCUCGGACAGACAUCGCAGGAGGAGUCGAAGACGAAUCUCAUCGUAAAUUAUUUGCCUCAGAGUAUGACGCAGGAUGAAAUCCGUUCUCUCUUCUCCAGUAUAGGCGAGGUCGAAAGCUGCAAGCUUAUCCGCGACAAACUUACCGGUCAAAGUUUAGGAUAUGGCUUUGUCAACUAUCACCGGCCUGAAGAUGCUGAGAAGGCCAUAAACACUCUCAAUGGUCUUCGUUUGCAGAAUAAAACUAUCAAGGUAUCGUACGCGAGACCGAGCAGCGAAGCAAUCAAAGGUGCGAACCUUUAUGUGAGCGGCUUGCCGAAGAACAUGACGCAGCAGGAUCUGGAGAACCUUUUCAAUCCUUACGGAAGGAUCAUUACUUCUCGGAUACUCUGCGACAACAUCACCGUACGACAGUUUGUGCUCGGCGGCGGAGACAAUUUGCCCGGCUUGUCGAAAGGGGUCGGUUUUAUAAGGUUCGACCAACGUGUCGAGGCCGAAAGGGCGAUUCAAGAACUGAACGGAAGCGUUCCGAAGGGCUCGAGUGAGCCGAUCACCGUCAAGUUUGCCAACAAUCCAAGCAACAACAAGGCGAUACCGCCGUUGGCCUAUCUGGCACCCCAGGCGACACGUCGCUUUGGCGGCCCGAUCCACCAUCCAACUGGCCGCUUCAGGUACAUUCCACUGUCGCCACUAUCCAGCACUGGCAAGGCCAUGCUUGCCAUUAACAAAGGCUUACAGAGUAGGUACAGUCCGUUGGCGGGUGACCUCCUUGCGAACUCGAUGCUGCCAGGUAACGCGAUGAACGGUUCCGGUUGGUGCAUCUUUGUCUACAACCUGGCACCCGAGACCGAGGAGAACGUCCUGUGGCAGCUCUUUGGUCCUUUCGGCGCCGUCCAGUCGGUGAAGGUCAUCCGGGAUCUUCAGACAAAUAAGUGCAAGGGUUUUGGUUUCGUAACGAUGACCAAUUACGAGGAGGCGGUGGUGGCGAUUCAAAGCCUGAACGGUUACACUCUCGGCAAUCGCGUGCUCCAGGUCAGCUUCAAGACGAACAAGAGCAAAGCCGCGUAGGGCAAGCAACAACAAGCAGCAGCAGCGGCAGCUGCGGCGGCAGUGGUAGCUGCCGCCGCGGCAGACGCGGUAGCGGUAGCAGCAGCAGCAGCCUACGAUCAUCGUGAGCGACUCCUACGUACGGUGGCUCAGCUCCCGGUAGCUUUACCGGCUCACGUCUACACCAAGAGAACCAACAAUCA
This is a messenger RNA of Vespa crabro (European hornet), 3556 nucleotides long. Its product is annotated as ELAV-like protein 1. Lineage: Eukaryota; Metazoa; Arthropoda; Insecta; Hymenoptera; Vespidae. The coding region runs from base 2259 to 3374 and encodes 371 amino acids. Gene Ontology annotation, molecular function: RNA binding. The record is from RefSeq and is a predicted model, not a curated record. Gene Ontology annotation, cellular component: ribonucleoprotein complex. The transcript has 10 exons.